AAGCUAGCAAACCUGAUGCCCUCACCAAGUUGGAACAAGGAGAACCGCUAUGGGCAUUAGAAGAUGAAAUCCACAGUCCAACUCAUCCAGCUCUGGCCACCAAGAGUAACCUGAUGAAGCCCUGCUGGAUCUGCCAUCCUGGCCCACCUGUCACCACCUAGAGUGACCCUCUCAUCCUACCAGUGAUAAACUACACCAGUAUACCUAACAUGACAGCAUAUACCAGCAGAACUCGAGUGGCUUACUGGCUUACCGAACAUGGAAAGGAAGCAGAGGUGCCCCGUUUUAACGUAAUCAACUAUGACAAAACGCCACAGCCACAACUAACAAAACCUUGGUGGGCUGGCACUUUGAUGCACCACACUUUUGAUUACAUGAAGAGUGUCCCACUGGUGAUGAUGAAAAGAAAGACUGGAGUGUUGUUAGCCAUUUGUGCAGGGGCUUCAUGAACAACAUUGUGUGGGAGAAACUAAGUUCCUGUAACAGGUUUGAGACUUGGAUGGCAAACACAAAUGCCUCCACACCCACGAAUGGGCCACUGAACAAGAAAAUGGAGAAGGGGUGUUGUGUGCACCUGAGAGCUACACCUACAUUUUUCUCUGUGGGUGGUCUGGGGUUUAUACAAAUACAGGACAGGCAAUGUCAUGCCUGAUCCAAAUUGUUGUUUUCAGAAUCCUGGGAAUAUGAACUUGUAAACUCCUAGAUAACUGACCAGCUGCAACCUUCCUUGUGGAAUGGAACAGACCCAACAUUCUUCCUGGCAUCUACCCUCAUUUCCUCCCACUGCAGAAGUACUCUCAGUUGAGCAUUUUUGUCAUCUGCUAAUAGUUUUAGCCAGGUGACAAGUGGAUGGACUGAGGAGUAAGAAGUACCUGCCUCUGCCUCUGACUUGGGUUCUAGCCUAUAGGAACAAGACAUUUUCAGUAAUGGAAGAAAGAGCUUCCAGGCUGGGGAAGAUCAUCAUUUCCAGUGGUAGCUUGACCUGAGAUGAUACCUGACCACAACUUCUGGGAAGGCCCAGAAUAGAUAGAAGAGAGAGAACACCCUAGAGUUGCUAGCCCGUAAGAGUUGAAGAAAAUGGCCAAGGCCCAGCUGAAAUAACAGGAAACACAUGAAAAAUGCCACGAUUGUAAUGUCUGUGAGGAGAGAGCAAGGCAGUUCUUCAGGGGAGGGAUCAUUGUCAUUCGAAGAUGUGGCUGUGGACUUCACCAGGGAGGAGUGGCAGUUUUUGGACUGGUCUCAGAAGGUCUUGUACAAGGAAGUAAUGUUGGAAAACUACAGCAACCUAGUAUCAGUAGGGUAUCAAGGCACCAAGCCAGAUUCACUCUUCAAGUUGGAGCAAGGAGAACCCCCAUGGAUAGUAGAAGGAGCAGCCCACAGUCAAACCUGUCCAGGGUUUGUUAUCCAGAAUAGAAGAUACACAGGAAAAGAUUCUGAUGCAUUUGGUGGAUAUGGGAAAUCAUGCCUCCAUAUCAAGCGUGACAAAACUCUUACUGAAGUUAAAUACCAUAGAUGUGUUAAACCCACCAGCCCUAAAUCACAGCUCAAUGACCAUCAAAAAAUCUGUGUAGGAGAGAAACCACAUGAAUGCAGUGUGUGCGGGAGAGCCUUCUCCAGGAAAGCACAGCUUAUUCAACAUCAGAGAACUGAAAGAGGAGAGAAACCCCAUGGAUGUGGUGAAUGUGGGAAAACAUUCAUGAGGAAGAUUCAGCUCACUGAGCAUCAGAGAACUCACACGGGAGAGAAGCCCCAUGAAUGUAGUGAAUGCGGAAAAGCCUUCUCCAGAAAGUCACAGCUCAUGGUCCAUCAGAGAACCCAUACAGGAGAGAAACCCUACAGAUGCAGCGAAUGCGGAAAAGCCUUCAGCCGGAAGUGCCGGCUCAAUAGACAUCAGCGAUCCCAUACUGGAGAGAAACUCUAUGGGUGCAGUGUGUGUGGGAAAGCCUUUUCUCAGAAGGCAUACCUCAUUGCACACCAGAGACUUCACACAGGAGAGAAGCCUUAUCAAUGCAGUGAUUGUGGGAGAACCUUCUAUUUUAAGUCAGACCUGACCAGACAUCAGAGAAUUCAUACAGGAGAGAAACCUUAUGAAUGUCAUGAGUGUGAAAAAGCCUUUAGAAGCAAGUCAAAGCUCAUUCAGCAUCAGCGUACUCACACUGGAGAGAGGCCCUAUUCAUGCAGCGAAUGUGGCAAAGCCUUUGCCCACAUGUCAGUCCUCAUUAAACAUAAGAAAACUCACAUAAGAGAGAAAGCCAUACAUUCACUGAAGGUGGAGAAACCUUCAAGGAGUCAUACCUCCUUAUACAUGAGUGAACACAUAAAAGAGCCAAAGACUGUACCUAUAGAAAUGCCUGCCUCAGGAACCCCGGCAUUGUUAAACAAGAGUGAGCGCCUAGUGGGUAGAAAUGUAGUGAUUGUAGAACAACCUUUUCCAAGAAAUCAAGCCUUUGUAGUUAAUCAGGAAUUUGAACAGGGAAUAAGCCUCGCAAAUGAAGUGAAUGUGGCCCCAUCAGUAAUAAAUUAUAUCUUGUAUGUUACAGAUAUUGUAUAAGAAUAAAUCUGAUACCAGAAAGGUGGGAAAAUCUUUAGUAGGAAUCUUGCAGCCACUAUAUGCUGGAGAGCUCAUUUAGGGCUGAAACACUGGAGGCAGUGGUUGUAGAGGACAUUUCUGUGAGAAGUCAAACCUGUUAAAUGCCAUUGAAAUCAUGUUGGGCAGAAAUGCAUCUGUUAUGAGGAAGCCUUUACCUGGAUAUGAUAUCUCAAUUGGUAUCAAAAGAAUUCUUACAGGAAUGUUUAUGAAAGAUUGUGAUGGUGCUUUUAGCACUAAAUUGUGCCUUGUGUGCCAAAGAAACAAAGACAACUGUAGAGGCAAUGGAUAUGGAAAACAUUUUUAGUAAAAUAUGGGAGAAGUUAUAGAAAAGAAAAACUUUUGAAAGUAAGACAUGAUGGAAACUCACCAAAUUAACUCCUGUAUCACAGUUUUAUGUCUUGAGAGUCUUGGAGGGACAUGUCUAAUAAAUCUUGAACCCCAGGAAUGGUAUUAUGUAAUGAAAGCCUAUAAAUAUAACAAAUAUGGAAGUAAAA
This is a messenger RNA of Cercocebus atys (sooty mangabey), 3084 nucleotides long. It is a transcript of the gene ZNF577, whose product is annotated as zinc finger protein 577. The record is from RefSeq and is a predicted model, not a curated record. The transcript has 8 exons. Gene Ontology annotation, biological process: negative regulation of transcription by RNA polymerase II. Gene Ontology annotation, molecular function: DNA-binding transcription repressor activity, RNA polymerase II-specific. Bases 1112 to 2551 code for a protein of 479 amino acids. NCBI's taxonomy places the organism in Eukaryota, Metazoa, Chordata, Mammalia, Primates, Cercopithecidae.